AUGAGUUCAUAUCCUUGCACAAAAUGCCCAAUUUCUAUCAAAAACUCCACAACUCAAUACCCUCAUCCAAGAACACCAACAUCUACAAAACAGAAAAUUUCUUAUCCUAAAUCCCUCAUCUCUCAAAUUUCACUCUCCGGUAGUUCAUCUCAGAGUCACCAAAAAAUAAGAACAAACAGUGUAAAUUCUGAGGAUAGCUUUCCGACCAUGUCAGAAAUCAUGGAAGCAUCGAGAUCCCAAAAUCUUGAUCUUCAGCUGAAAACAUUAGGACCCUUUUUCAGAAUCACAGCAAAGAGCUUAAAAACCCAAAGAGACCUUGGAAAAGCUGAGGGUUUGAUAAGGGUUUGGUUUCAAGGUAAAAUUCUACAUUUAGACUCAAUCAGACUUCAGAGAGAAACUUUGGGGAUGGAAAAAUCAAUAUUUGGGAUUGGAUUGUUUAUUGGAGCAGUCGCAAUUAGGCAUGGUUAUGACUCUGGUUGUACAAAAGCUGAAUUGCUCGCCAUUUAUGAUACUGAGCUUUACCACACAAAGCUUGUGAAAUUCUACACAAGGAUUGGCUUCAAGACAGUUCACCAAGUUAAUGGUGAAUCACUUGGAGAUGUUGGUCACAUGUUAGUCUGGGGAGGCGUUGGAACUCGAAUGGAUGCAGAAAUUGAAGAUCUUCUAGUAAAAUGGUGCACCAGAUUUAAACCAAAGAGUUGAUUUUACUUCAACCGUUCAACGAGCUC
This is a messenger RNA of Solanum verrucosum, 728 nucleotides long. RefSeq lists its product as uncharacterized. The transcript has 2 exons. The coding region runs from base 1 to 702 and encodes 233 amino acids. The record is from RefSeq and is a predicted model, not a curated record. Lineage: Eukaryota; Viridiplantae; Streptophyta; Magnoliopsida; Solanales; Solanaceae.